Molecule: messenger RNA, 3375 nt
Organism: Guyanagaster necrorhizus
Lineage: Eukaryota; Fungi; Basidiomycota; Agaricomycetes; Agaricales; Physalacriaceae
Exons: 5
Coding region: 338-3076 (912 amino acids)
Source: RefSeq, a predicted model, not a curated record
GCUCCGGGUGCUCUCUUGGCGGUCGAGAUGGUGAUAUGGUCGCGGGGCAGACUGGCACCAAGGCCGACUUAAUUGCAAACGAUUACUACUUACGCAUGGUAAAACUUGCGGCCCGUUUGGAUCUUGACUGUCACGGACGAGUUCCCUCAUUAUACAGGGUCAUCCGUCGUUUGUCCUCCCCAUCGUCGCCAUUUUCUACUUGGAUUCCUUGAAUUCCCCUUCUGGUUGAUUUAUCUCCAGGAACUCGGUCCUUACUUAUCCCGGACUUCGCUCAAUGCUCACGGUCUUCCCAUCCAUAUCUCGGUUGUAACAUCCUCGAAUUUCCUCCCAUGAGUCGAUGGCAGAAACCCUGGAAUUCGAGGUAGACGAUACCUCACCUGCGAUAUCCUAUUAUCCAUUUCGCGACACCUUUUCCGCCCCAAAUCUCACAGCGGGCUGGAACCCUUAUUAUACAGGAUCCGGUUUUUUGACUUCUCUGGGAGAGACGGGCGAGGGAACUAGUCAGCACAUAUCAUCGCUGAACGGUGCAUCGCUUUCUAUACAAUGGCAUGGAACUGGCAUUGAGUUAGACGGAAAUGUUACAAAUGCUUCCUACACCAUUACUCUGGACGAGACGACAAUCGAUGUUUCUUCACUGGAACGGUCUGACACGCUUCUCGCCAAUAUCACUGGCCUAUCCAGCCAAAGCCACAAUAUUACAUUAACUGCGCAAAUCGCGACCGAAUCAGAUUCUGACCCGACCGGAUUCCUCGUCUUCGAUAAAGCUGUAAUUACAGUAACUCCCCCAACUAACGCAUCUAGCAGCUUAAAUUUUACAUUGCAAACCAUAACGGACAGCAGGAUUAACUUUAAUGGGGAAUGGUCGUACGACAAUGGGCUGGGACAAGCGUUUCGGGAGUCAAACAAAGCCGGCGACACCGCUCAAGUCUCGUUUUUCGGUACAUCCUUUCUUGUACUGGGAACGACAUCACCAACGGCGGGAAAUUAUUCUGUUACAGUGGAUGAUAUUCAGACAUUUCUUUCAGCGAAAUCGUCGUUUACUCAGGAUGGUUCUUUACUAUUUUACGCCACCGGCUUAGACCCGGAUCUCGUCCACAACUUCGAAAUCUCAAAUGAAGAUGGUUCGUCACUGAUUCUUCCCGUGGGAGGCCUUCGUUCUUUCUCCACAGUAGACCCCAAUCCAACUGCUUCCGCGACUUUUACAGGCGAAUCCAGAGCAUCGGGUUAUCCAUCAGGCACAAUUGCAGCACUCGCAUUGGGCGGAAUCCUCGCUUUCAUUUUAUUAGCCGCCCUAUUCUUCUUUCUGUUUGUUUAUCGACCAAAAAGGCGUAGAAAGCACCAACAUCAGAGACAGCACAAAGAUGAACAAUGGAAGAAGGAAUCUGAAGCUGGGGUUGUCCUUGAUAUCGCACCUUUACCGAAGACGCACUCCCGAGAACGCCGCAGAGAUAGCGACUGGUCUGGUUUAAACCGGUGGAAACGGGAUAUUGAAGGCACUGACGGUCUGGGCAUCGACAUUGUAUUUCGGCACUCGGACUCGGUCAAAGAGGACGGUGAUGUAGAUAACAUCGAAAGCCCUAGCAACCCUCAGCACACCGCAAGGUCACCUGAGCCUACCUCCAUGGCGCAGAGGAAUAACAAGGGAAAAAGCAGGUGGUUUGGAAAGACCGACAAGGAGAAGUCAUCACCUAGCUUUACGAUUGAUCUUCCCCUUCCCCCAAUACUAAGUAGAUCACGCUCCGCUUCUCGUCAAGGCUCCGACAGUGGGAACGCAGCCCGUCAACGGUCCCGCUCAAACUCAGCCCUUUCCUAUCUCGCUUCGCUCUCUUCGGCUUCCUUCGCUUCGCGAAAAUCAUCGAAUGCGUCGUCCCGCUCUCGUGACCGUCUGCCUGUCCCUCGACCCAAGUCACACAUUCGGACAUCGAGUCAAAGACCGUUGCUGCAAUAUGAAGCGGAAGCACUUCCACGUCCGACAAGACUUCGUCCUCUACCCCAGCCCCCCCGUCCUCUUUCUGACGACCGUGGUAGUGUCAAAGAUUAUCUCGAUGAUGCGGCUACCGUGUUGGGCCCCUCGACCUCUCGAACAGCCUUGAGGCACCGCAGUCCGCGAUCAAGCGAGGUCUUUCCUCUCCAGACGCGCCCGGCCCACGAAGAACAGCAGCCGCUCGCGAGUACCAGUGAGCCCGUGGACUACAUUCGUGGCCGGCUAGAGACCAGACCGAGUCUAUUGAAUGUUCGGGAGAGUAGCCCAUUCCGAAUCGAAUUCCACGACUCCGAGCAAGUGCCGGUGAAACCGCGUAAAAGACGCCUCCCUAGCGGCGUGGCAAGUGCAGUCGGACAUGGAGAGAGGUCAAGUCAUCGUGCCUCAGGCGCGUCUCGCGUCAGGUUCGAGGAAAGCGAAGCUGCAUCUACCAACGAGACAAGCGAGAGUGACUACCCUGAUAGUCGGAGGAUGACCGUCGACAACGCGUCUCAAGACGACCCUGCUCCAUCUAGCCGCCCAGCCUUCCGACUUACACCCAUACACCCCAUGGCUCCACCUUCUAGGGUCACUUCAUUCCUUGAUCUGAGUGGCUCGUCGGACGCCUCGAUACGUACUCAUUCCAACGACAACGAAACACUUGCUUCGUCCCACCGCAUUUCCUCCGAGAGACAGCCUACAUCUCGUUGGAGCAGCACUACUGCACCAAGUUCUCACGGCCACGCUCGCGAGUCUGCUGCGCCGUCAUCCCCUUCAAGUACAAUGUUUCCCUUCCCAGUAUCAUUACCCGCAUCUUCCCAUCAUCCUACUGGACAUCGACUAUCUUCACCACUUCCCCGGCCUAAUGUCCCUGACGACCAGCAAUCGACUGCACGCGUUCACUCGCAUCCGUUGUCUGAGCUUGCGCCUCUUUCGCCCACGGAUAGUGUCCCUCUCUCUGUAUCAGAGUUGCAUUUCAGACAGAGCGUCUCGGACGACGCAGGAGAACGUAGGCCUCGCUCUAACGUUUCGCUGCCUGCUCUUCCAAUGAAUAUGUCAUUGCUUCCGCGACACCCACCCCUUCCCGGUCAUGGGACCGAGACCGACAGAACGUAGAUGAGCAUGAACAUUUCGUCAUAACGACACACGAUACCAGAUAUGAAUAAGAUUAUGUUUUCAACGAUUUUCCUCUUUCCUUUCAGGACAUUGCGUUGGGACAAUGCUCGCUUUAUUUGUCGAAUCUAUAUAUUCAUGGAAGGUCGUUCCUCCACAUUCCUUUCUUUCUUCAUCUCUUUUGUGUACUAUACGCCAGAUUUACUCACGUGGUGUCAAAGGUCUAUACAGUAUUCACUGCUAGUUCAAUUGGUGCAUCCAUUCCGAGUUAUGAGGAUAAGUUACAUAUGAUUUCCUACUAU